AUGGCGAUAAGCGCUGCCAUGCCUCCAGGUCAGCAUCCAUACCUCGUUGAAAUCAAUCGAGUUACAAGCGCCCUGUCAGAACUCAGCGGUAUAACUCGUCUUGCUCUGCUCGGGCCAAGGGAUGCAAGCAAGAAUACGCCAGCAACCGUGGUAAGCACUAGUGUACUCGAGUGGGUUGUAGACCACUACCACCAUCUCCGAGACUUGAGGCUCGAGAUUGAGUCCUGUCGGUUGGACAGCCUGAGAAGUUUGACAGCAUUGCGGGCGCUUCGGCUCUCGGGUUAUUCGGAGACGAGCCCUCUCAAAACUGCAGAUGUCUUGAGCAGGCUUGGAUCCUUGGAGGAUCUGUACAUCAGUGGCCCGUCACGAGAAGUGCAAAUACAACAGAAGCAUGGCACUCCGUCGCGGAUUGUUCAGUCGGUGUCGAACUCCACCUUUGAACAAGUCAAGCCCCUGAAGCGUCUGAGUAUCAAAGAGGUUGUGAAUCCACGCGGUGAAGGCAGUGGCCUCCUGACAUUCAAGACCGUCAAGGCUCUUUACGAGAUACACCGGGACAGCCUUCAGGUGCUCCACAUUUCAGCAAGUGAGACGCCUUCCGGGUCUUUUGUUGCAUAUCUGUCGGCCUUCUUGAUCGCCGCUUCAGAAUUGCAUGAGUUAUACUUGACGUGGCCAGGAAUGGACGACGACUUUGUGGAUAACUUUCCAAACCCGGUCCGGCGGCUGAAGUUGGCCGUGUCCUCACCCGCGCAGGCGCAGGCCAUUGUGUAUCGAUUGGCCGCCGUGAGGUAUCGCUUGAGGUUUCUCCAACAAAUCCGAUUUAGCGUAAUCAACGCACCAACGACGGUAAUGGAAUUGGAUCACAAGCAACAAUGCUCGAGUUUCGGUCUGCCGAUUCCACACUUAGCAGUUCACAUCAAUUCACCAUGGCCUACCAGCUGGGAAAUAUGGCAGCCUCUACCACAGGACUGA
Molecule: messenger RNA, 969 nt
Organism: Exophiala spinifera
Lineage: Eukaryota; Fungi; Ascomycota; Eurotiomycetes; Chaetothyriales; Herpotrichiellaceae
Exons: 2
Coding region: 1-969 (322 amino acids)
Source: RefSeq, a predicted model, not a curated record